Messenger RNA from Closterium sp. Naga37s-1, 2616 nucleotides. Lineage: Eukaryota; Viridiplantae; Streptophyta; Zygnematophyceae; Desmidiales; Closteriaceae. The record is from the annotation of a GenBank genome assembly.
AGAUGCGGCCGUUACCCGCGCUCCCCAGCACAACGCGUAACGCGUAGUCCUCCGCGCAGCACGCUACGGCACAGCCAGUCCCGCCCCGCCCGCCAUGCGGCAAGUAACCGCCACACCCCCAUCAGCAAGCGGAGGAUCAUUGUCACAGCACGCUUCACACGCUAUGCAUGUGCACCGCUGCGCACCAUUGCACACCGCUGCUCACCUCUGGCUCUUGAUGCACUCAUGGACGCAAAAGAACGCAUGGCAAUUUGGGAGCCUCAAGGAGCCACAAGCAUGGCUCAAAGCGCGCACACUCGUGUGGAGGCAGCACUGGGAGUGCAAGGAGUUGGAGAAGCGGCAGGGUCGCCUUGGAGUUUUGAGACGUCUCAAAGCGCGCACACUUGUGUGGAGGCAGCACUGGGAGUGCAAGGAGUUGGAGAAGCGGCAGGGUCGCCUUGGAGUUUUGAGACGUCUCAAAGCGCGCACACUCGUGUGGAGGCAGCACUCGGAGUCCAGGGAGUUGGAGAAGCCGGACGGCCGCCUUGGCCUCCCGACAGCCUGCAUCUCUCUGCUCGUUUCCAGGCUGCUAGGCAACAAGGAGAGCCGCCCCGGCAGCAUGUGCCGCCGUUACACCAUGGGCGGCUGCUAAGGCGUGAAGGGGUGCUGCAACUGUGUUGGGUACUUACAGCGUGGGCGGCGGUGUGCAUUGCCAGUGCAGGGGGGCUGGCUGGUGACCGCGGCGGCCUCAGAGACUGUGCGGACAUCUUGGCAGCAGGAGUGGCUCUCACGCCCACCACCGCCUCCCCUGCCACCUCCGCGCCCCCCUCCUCCACCUCCGACUCGAAUAAGACCUCCUCCACUGUAGAUAACACCUCCACUGUAGAUAGCACCUCCCCCAACUCUACCGCCAGCAGCAGGAGGGCGGGCGAGUGGGGGCACCACCGGCGGUACGAGCGGCGGGCGGGGGAGUGCUGGAGCCGGGCGGAGCUGCCUUGCUAUGCGGGCAUCAGCAGACACACGCGGGCGCAGCAAGAGCAACAACCAGGCGAAGAAAACACGGACGGAUUUUCCUCCAAGACAGCUGGGCAGAACGAACAGCAGCAGCAUGGGAUGUCGGAGCAGCUGCAGGUGAAGCUGCGGCAGUACCACACGUACCGCCGCGAGUGCCUCCACCGCGAGCCCCUCCACCACCUGCGCUCCACCCUGCUGACCGGCAAGCCCACCUCUUGCCGCUACCUUGUCUUCUACCACCCCUCUGAUGGCCAGGGCAACCGCCUCAUCUCCCUCGUCUCCGCCUUUGCCUACGCGCUGCUGACCGAUCGGAUCUUCUUGUUGAGUUCUAAGAGUGGGCUCGCUGCCGUGCUGUGUGAACCGUUUGAGCACGGCGAGUCGUGGGUGCUGUUUGGGCGCGAGGAGAAGCUGGAGGAGCAUCAUGCGCAGGUGCUGCGAGUGAAGGUGGCCAGGGAGUGGCGGGAGGUGAGGCAGGGGAGGGAGAAGAUGGGGAAGAAGGGAGGUGGGCGGAGGAGGCUGGUGGAAGGGUUGCGCCAGCAGAAGGGGAGGGCGAAGUACCACCAGUUCUACGAGUGGACAUUUUUCACUCGACCCCUUCCUCCGCCCUUCCGCUCCCUCUCCCGUCUCCUCCUCUUCCCCCGCAACCGCAUCUGGGCGCAACUCACCCACCGCUUCCACACCCUCAUCGCCCCCGCGCCCGCGCGUAUUGGCCUGCAGGGCCGCUUCCCCACGCACGCGAACGAAGGUCGACUGCGGUACGACACGGUGAACAUGGGUCGGUGCCUGUUGGAUGCUCUCAACUCGUCGGUCCUGCAAGAGGCAAGGGAGAUGAGGCUUGGGGCGGAUUGGGAAGAGGGCGGGCAAGGGAGGGGGGUGGUGGAGGGGGCUGGGGCAGCGGAAGGAGGGGAGUUAGGGAGAGUUUUCGCAAGCAGUGGCAGCAGUAGCAGCAGCAGCAGUGGCAGCGGUGGCAGUGGGGAUGACUAUGGGAUAGAGGAGCUGUCAGGGAAUGUGACAGAGGUGAUGGUGGCGUCUCUAAAUGCUGCUCUGGUGCAUAACCUGUCAGCGGCAGUGACAGGCAACGUGAGCGCAGUGCGAGUGAGUGUGGGGCAUGACGCCACACAUGCUGCCAUGGGUGUUAUACUACCGCCCAUUAACACCAAUGCUGCUUCUCCUGCUCUUCCUGCUGCUACUCCUGCGCCCACAUCUCCAGAUGUAGCCAACAGCAGCAGCAGCAACAGCGCAUCCGACACCCACGUGCACAUAGUCCGGCUAACAAUCGAUGAGAAGCAGAACAAUGGCGACAAGGCGGGAGUGGACCGAGCCAUGGUGGACAUCUACACGCUCGCGCUCUUCUCAGACGCCCUCGUCAUCUCCGAGGUCUCCACCUUCGGCUACCUCUGCGCCUCGCUCUUCGGCGUGCCCCGCACCACCUUCGUCAGUGCCACGUGCAAGCGAGCGCCGCCAGAGCCGUGCUUGCACUUCCCACCGAAGAAUGAGCGGUGCCCGGACGGGCAGGCACAGGUGCUGGAGCAGGUGUUGGCUCAGGACCCGCAUGUGCCACUCAUGCACUGCGUGGAUGUGAAGAAUGGGCUCACAUUGAAACCCCUGGAAGGGUGGGAGUAG